AUGGUUGGGCAUAAUAACACGAUAAAAAGAGUACCUCCGUUUAUGAAAGAGCUGGAAGAUAUUUAUAACAUAUGUUAUAGCGGAUUAAAUAAAAUUGACAAGUGUAUUUUUGUAAAAAAAAUAAAGAGAAGAAUAAAUAUACAUGAGAUAGAUAUGUACCAAUUAUGUAUUCUUCAUUAUCAACUAUGCAAUAAAGAGAAGAUAUAUAAAAUGUCUUAUGUUCAAGAGGAUAUGGAUAUAAGCAAUUGUUUUUUUGACAGAGGUGAAACAAAGAUAUAUUUUUCGAAAGAUGGAAAUAUAGGUUGCUUAUUUAAUACAAAUGAAAAGAAAUUAAGAAUUGAAUUAUUUAAAAAUGUAAGCGAUAAUGGUAAUUUCUUUUUUACAUGUAUGAAUAGUAUAUUGAUAAAUGAUUUACAUAAAAAAUUCUUUAUAUAUGAAUCUUUCUGUUCUUUUAAUACUAAUAAUACUCUAUUAAUAUAUAGUGCUGAAAAUAACGAUCAAAGGUUAAAAAAAGAAAAAAAUAGCUUACAAGAUAAAGAUUUAGAUCUAUGGGAUAAAUUAAAUAAUGGAAUCUACGUAGAAACCUUUGGAGAGCAAUUUAAUUGUAAUUCUUUUUAUUUAUAUUUAUAUAAUUUAUUAGAAAAUACUAUAAAAUAUAUAACCGUCAAAGAUGUAACAAGUUGUUAUUACUCUCCACAAUUUAUUGAUGAAAAUUCUUUUGUUUGUUUAUCCUAUAGAACUACACCAUAUAGAUUAGGAAUCUACGCUUUUAAUAUAAGACCUAAUGAUUUGUAUUUAUGUACAUUGAACGAAGCAGAUUUGAAAAUCUCUGACGACAGAAAUGAAUACAAAUCAAAAAAUAAUAAUAACAGCAAUAAUAGCGAUAAUAAUAAGGCUUAUGUUAGGUGUGCUUAUACAAAAAUUUCAUCAAAAAAUUUUAAACAUACCGCAUCUCCAUAUAUUAUAAAACAUGAAGAUACAGUAUAUGUAGCAUGCUUAGUUGUGUUUUCGAAAAAUGAAGAAUGUAAACAACACACUACAGAAUAUAAUUUGGUAUUAAUAAAACUAAAUAAACAAGAAACAAAAUCGAAAGGUUUUUUACAAGACCAUGAAAAGGAAAAAAUUAGGGAAAAGACAAACCAAAAUGUAAAUAUUGAUCUAAAUGUUGAUGUAAAUAUUGAUCUAAAUGUUGAUGUAAAUAUUGAUCUAAAUACUGAUGUAAAUACUGAUGUAAAUAUUAAUGGAAAUAUAAAUAUUAAUAGCAAUAGUAAUGAUGCACAUACGAAUAAGGUAGGAGAAAAAAAAGAUGAGAAUCUUCUUGUUAAUAAAAACAAUUCAACUAUUUAUCAUGCAAACGAAAGCAAUGAAAAAAGAAACAGUCUUACAAAUAAUUAUGAGAACACAAACUAUAGUUAUGAGGAAAUUUAUGUACAUAAUGAUGAUAACGCUAGAUAUAUUAAUGGAUAUUUAAAAAAGUUUCAAAAGGAAAAUACAAAUGAAGAACAUAAUAAUAAAUGUGAAUAUUCUUAUGAAACGAAUAAACCAUAUGAUACAGAUACAUGUUAUGAUACCGUAUCCGAUGUACAUAAACAAUAUACAUAUGGCGAUGAAGAUGAUAUGAAUAAUGGAUAUCAUAAUAAUAAUAAUAAUAAAUUAAAAGAAGAAGAUGGUUGUGGUUAUCCCAUGAAUGAACAUAAAGAUGAUGUUUGUAAUUAUACGAAAGUUCAAACAGAAAUACUUAUUAAAGAAGGGAAUUAUACUACAUAUUUUAGAGGAUUAUAUACUAAUGAAAUCAAAGGAUGUUGUUAUCCAUAUAUUUUUUUAAAUACUAUUUUAUAUUGUAGUAAAAUAGUAAUAGCAGUUCAUAUGUUUACCAAAAAAAUAUAUAGAAUUCUAAUAAGUAAUAUAUAUCAUGAAGAUGAUUUGAAAACUAGUAUAGAAAUAUUAACCAUGAAAAAUGAUAAUAUCUUGAUAAGUAUAACAAAUAUGAUAUUAAAUGAUGUAUUAGCAUAUUGUAUAUUUAAUGAAAAAAAUAUACAUGGAGAUUAUAUAUAUUUAAUAAAUUUAAAAAGUUAUAAUUUGGAUUUUCAGAAAUAUGAAAGUCUCCAGGAUGGCAACAUCUGCACAAAACAUGCAAAAAAUAAUUGUCAUGGUAACCAUAAUAAUGUAUGUGAUGGUAACCAUAAUAAUGUAUGUGAUGGUAACCAUAAUAAUAUAUGUAAUGGUAACAAUAAUAAUAAUAACAAUUGCGAUAGUCAUAUUUUGACGAAGAAAAACAACACUUGUAAAAAUCCUAAGGGAAGCAUUUUAUACUUAUCGUUAAACGAUAACUCUAAAAAAUUAUUUAUGCUCCUAAACGAAAUGGUAACAUCACUAUUUCAAGAUAAACAUCCAUAUAUAAGAAGAAAAGAUGCACACUUUAAUUUGUUAUAUGAAAAUGAAAAUAGCUUUUUAAAUGAUAUUCAAGAGAAAAAUUUUAGUUUAUCUAAUUUUAAUUUAUUUAAUAAAAAAAAAUUAAGAAAUCUUAUUUUAUAUAUACAUGGAGGUCCCUAUAGUAUAAUAUUAAAUGAAUAUAAAAAUAUAUUCAUAUUCUUUGCAGCAUCAGGUUUUGAUGUUUUGUGUGUUAAUUAUAUUGGUUCCUUAACUUUCUCAAAUAAACUUAAUAUAUUAAGUGGUCAUAUUAAUUCUAUAGAAAUUGAUGAUAUUAUUAAUAUUUUUAAAGAUUUUGUAAAUUAUUUUGGAGAUUAUGAAAAUAUUUAUUUAUAUGGAGGAUCCUAUGGAGCAUUUGCAUCAUGCGCAUUAUUAACAAAAUAUAACUCUUUAUUUAAAAGUGCUUGUAUUAUUAAUGGAGUAUAUGAAUGGAUUCUAUCUACAUAUUCAAGUGAUGUUCCCGACUUUUUUCUUAACAUAACUAGAAAUAAAUUUUCAGAAUAUGAUUAUAAUUUAAGCAAAGAAGAUUAUACACUAUUAUAUGAUAUGUCUCCUAUUAAUUAUGCUCAUAAUAUAUCUUCCCCAAUUCUAAUUAUAUGCUCAAAAGAUGAUAAACGAGUAUCUUAUCAUAAUAGUAUUGCUUUAUAUAAUAAACUUAGGGCUCUUAAAAAAAAAUGUAAGCUCUUCCUAUUUCAAAAUACAAAUCAUUCUAUAGAUAAUUAUUCUUAUGAUGAAACCAUGUUGCUCAACAUUAUCUUGUGGUUCUACGACUAUGAUGAUAAAAAAAAAAAAUAA
Molecule: messenger RNA, 3225 nt
Organism: Plasmodium falciparum 3D7
Lineage: Eukaryota; Apicomplexa; Aconoidasida; Haemosporida; Plasmodiidae
Product: alpha/beta hydrolase family protein
Biological process (GO): proteolysis
Molecular function (GO): serine-type peptidase activity
Source: RefSeq, a predicted model, not a curated record